AAUUACCUGUGCGUCGCUAUCAGCCAUACAGCACGUAAGUGAUCUUUACAAAGGACUCGAGGACAGCUCAACAGGUGCUUGCUGGGAUAAUCUCAUUACACAGACCGCCGAAAUACGACUUGAUUGAGUCACUCUCGGCUGGAAGCAGAACAUACUGAGGUCCUCGUACAGAACGCUCGACUCCCGCGAUCUCCUGCUGAACGCUGUACCCCGGGAACACACUGAGGGCACAAGAGACGAGAUCGCUGCCGGUAAUAUCACCUCGGGUCAUCUCACCUCGGAGCCUGAACACCGGGUGACUGUGGGCGAAUUCCCCGAAAUCUCAUUGAGGGAUCAUCUGAUCAUCCAAUAAUACGUCGCUGGGAGAGGUUUUAUGAGGGCUUUCCUUCUCUGCCAUAUACACACACGUGUUGGUGUUUUAUGUCGUGAAGUUAAUCUUAGAUGUAAUGUUAUAUAAAUCUUUUACAGAUCGUACAGCGCACGGGCUUCGGAUGUAUUUAGAUGGAGUCUCACUCCGCCAGUUUUAACCUACUCACUGUUAAACGGGAUUAAGAAUUAUCAGCAGAUAGAAAAGGAAAGAGGGUUUUGACGACGCCAGUGAACGCGGAAGGCAACUUACACUCCGGUCGUGUGACACCGUCGUCUCACAGUGACAAGAGAAAUUGGAACUGGAUAUACGGAUUUUAGGACGACAUCAAACUUAAAAGAAUUUAGUGAUUCUCAGACGUUUGAAGUGCGGUUAUAUAAGUCAGCAAGGGAGGGCAGGAACGGCGGCUGAUGACGCUCAUAGCUAGAGAUCGUAUCUUCUUCUCCGCUUAGUAAACGCCGUGCUCUACCCUUUAAUCUGGCCAGUUUAGCGCCUACUCAUCACUCUCACGCCACAGGCCGGAUUUGACCACUAGUGGACACAGGACUGGACACUGCUGACCAUGUGGUGGACGAUAGGACUGCUGGUGGCACUGACUCUCUGCCUUCAAUACUCGGCGGGGAUAAAAUGGCUCGGCCUGGUCAAACUGAAUGCCACGGCGUGGAAUAACACGAAACUAUGCUCGCAAAUGAAAUCUCGUGGUAUGACGUCACAACAGGUAGCGCUAUGUCGUAACAACUUGGAGCUGAUGCCACUGUUAGUCAGUGCAGCGACUCAGGCAGUGUACUCGUGUAAGGACCGGUUUAAGGAGAGACGCUGGAACUGCUCCUCAGUUCUACUGGCACCCCGGUUUAACAAAGAUCUGACCUCAGGUACCAGAGAGCAGGCGUAUGUGCACGCGCUGUCGUCUGCUGCAGUGGCCCACGUGGUAUCUCGGUCAUGCGCCACAGGUGCUCUGAGCCAGUGUAACUGCGGGGCUCUUCCCACGACCCCAGCGCCACCCACUUUNGGGGGGGGGGGGGGGGGUACCAGAGAGCAGGCGUAUGUGCACGCGCUGUCGUCUGCUGCAGUGGCCCACGUGGUAUCUCGGUCAUGCGCCACAGGUGCUCUGAGCCAGUGUAACUGCGGGGCUCUUCCCACGACCCCAGCGCCACCCACUUUCAAAUGGGGCGGGUGUAGUGACAAUGUCCGGUACGGUAUAGGCUUUUCUGAGACGUUCUCCGAUGCUCCUUGGCUGACAGCAAGGAGGCGAGCAAGGAAUUCAAAGAAGGCAACUAUGAACAGGCAUAAUAAUGCCUCUGGAAGAAAGGUUGUACUGGACAGUUUAAGUACAACGUGUAAGUGCCACGGGGUAUCUGGCUCCUGUUCGGUGAAGACAUGCUGGCGUGCGCUACCCAAGUUCAAAAGUAUUGCAGAGAUGUUGAUGACAAAAUAUGGCGUCGCAGUGGAGGUGAAAAACGAACGCGUUGGGAAAAAACGGCAUCUGGUGCCCACAAAUCGGUACAGACGCUCAAUCCGGCAGGACGACCUCAUCUACUACACCACGUCACCGGAUUACUGUAACCCGGAUAAAUCUACAGGAUCUGUCGGGACCAAGGGCAGACGCUGUAUAAAGGGAAGUCCCACAAGUGCCGGGUGUGACUCCAUGUGCUGCGGCCGCGGGUUCAAGUCGGUGUCCAAGAUGGUGGAGGAGAGAUGUAACUGUAAAUAUAUCUGGUGCUGCUACGUCGACUGUGACAGGUGCAUCAAGAAAGUGACGGAGCACACGUGUUGGUAGUGUUCGGGUCAAGGUCAGAUGAAAAUGAUACCGAGGCUAAGGUCAAGUCUGGUCAAGGUCAAGGCCAAAUGACCUGGCACUGUGCUUACUGAGCAGUAUAGUUUUUUGUGUACUCUGAUUAUGUGUACAGACGUAUGACUGUGAUAUGUGGAAAACUGGAACCGCUGUUGUCAGAAUUUCAGAGACGAUACUCAGCUGCCGCCAAGUAGACAGGCUGAUACUACUCCACGGCCAAUACUACACGUAGAAAUCCAGACAAAGACACUGCAAAAGCAUUUUCACUUUAAUGCAUCUUAUUUAAUUCCGCCUGCCAAACCUGACAGGUCAAAAGUGAAAACAUUGAUUUUGGCAAUUUUACCGGUGCUUUCAAACAGUUGUCUGAAUUCAGUAUGCUACACGUAUACCCGUGUUCUUAGUGUGGGAAACAGGAGGACGAAAAGUGACGUCAUGUGCUAAAAGUCGUGUUGCAGAUACAUGUAAACUAUUCACUGUUUGUUGUUCUCGUUCUUAAUCGUUGAUGUGCACUACAUGCAGAUAGAACUGAGGAGUCGCUUUUUUAGCAUUACAUGACGUCAGGACCAUGUGACGUCACCAAUGGCGGAUUGCUGGGGAAGUUUUACAGUUACUCUGUAGCUAGAACACGAACAAUUUGUACGUUUAAAGAUUUUAUGUACCUCAGUUGAACCUCUGUAUUCGCCUAAGUUGCGCGACUUUGUGAACGCAAUGAUGUAUUCUAUGCAAUGUAAACUAUACAGCUAUAGAAGACGGCAAUGUGCUGAAAUGUGAAGAUGCCUUGUUAUCACGUGAACUAAAAACCACUAUGCAUCAGUAGUGAUAACUUAUAUGUCAAUUUUAAUGGAACUUAAAUUAUAUGAGAGAAGAGUUUCAUUAGCUCUGUAUGUAUCAAUUUAAAUUAUUGUUUUUU
Molecule: messenger RNA, 3069 nt
Organism: Lingula anatina
Lineage: Eukaryota; Metazoa; Brachiopoda; Lingulata; Lingulida; Lingulidae
Product: protein Wnt-11b-2
Biological process (GO): cell fate commitment; multicellular organism development; neuron differentiation
Cellular component (GO): extracellular region
Molecular function (GO): cytokine activity; frizzled binding
Source: RefSeq, a predicted model, not a curated record